CGCCAAGACAGUUCAUCGAUAAGCGAGCUCGUCCGGCCGGCAGCUGACCACGGCCGGCCCACCGAGGAAGGUGAAGGCAGGGCCGCGUGCGAGCUUCCUGCAGGCGAAGUCGGCCCGCACGCCUCCUCGCCAGGACGGCGUUGCACGCUAAGUUUCAUCAUGACUCUGCUAUUGGUGAUGACUUUACUCAGCAACUUACUCUCAGUGUUGGGGCAACCAACAAUCAAUUAUCUCCAUGUAAAUGAUGACAGGAAUGUGAUUCCAGAUAAAGCUCUUAAGCAAGUUGUUUCUGACUUAUCAAAACAGGGGAUGAUUUUUGAUGGUGUUUUUAAGGCUACAGCAAAUGGCUCUGAUGUUGAGUCUUUGAUAGAUUCUAUGUGUUUUGGAUACAAUUCAUCAAUUGAUCAGAAUAAAAAAAUUCAUAUCAUACUGGAUACAACAUUACAAGAUGUGUCUUCUGAAGCAGUGAAGUAUUUCACAAGAGCCCUGGAACUGCCAACAGUCUCUGCAUCCUGUGGGCAAGAAGGUGAUCUGCGUUACUGGAGAAACAUAGACAAAAAUCAAGAGAAAUACCUAAUACAGGUAAUGCCUCCCAUAGACACCAUUCCUGAAUUCGUUCGUAGCUUCUGUAGUGAGCAGAACCUCACUAAUGCUGGGAUUCUGUUUGAUGACACAUUCAUCAUGGACCAUAAAUAUAAAUCCUUGCUCCAGAAUGUCCCAACAAGACAUAUAAUCAAUGAAAUCAAAUUUAAAAAUAUUGGAGAACAGCUAUCAACAUUUAAGCAACGUGAAGUGUUCAAUUACUUUAUUCUUGGUAGAAUGGACACUGUUAACAAAGUGCUUGAGGCUGCUGCUGAUAUGGAGUUUUAUGGUCGCCAGUUUGGAUGGUAUGCUGUUACACAGGAUGAAGGUAAUCCAUCUUGUCAAAAAUGUGGUAAAGGAGCAUCAGUUUUGCACGUCAAACCAAAUGAUCCUGAAGGAACUGUAAUUGGGUCUGAAAAUCCUAAGCUAACUUACCAGUUUUAUUAUGAGCUGUUUCGGAAUACAUUUCUUGCUAUUGCACAAAUGAUGGGUGAAGGAAGCUGGCCAGAUAUGGAGUACAUUCCCUGUGAAGAAUAUGAAGAAAAUAAAAAUAUUCCUCCUGUGAGAAAGCUGAAUCUUUUGGACACUUUACAGCAGAUUUCAAUGCAGAAUUCAGGAGCUUAUGGUCAAAUAACAUUGUCUUCUAAUGGACAUAGCCAUAUGCAAUUUAAUAUGACAGCUCUUAAUGUGAGUUUGAGUGACAAUACUGCUACAGAAGUGGGCACAUGGGCUGCAGAUUUGGAUUCACCAUUCAUUACGAAAGUCAAACCCUCAGUGCCAGUUACGCAGUACACUGUUGUUGUGGCACUUCAACAACCAUUUGUUAUAAAAUAUCAGGAUGAAAAUGGAAGUACAAAGUUUAAAGGUUAUUGCAUUGACUUGAUCAAUGCAAUCCGCAAUAUCACUAAUUUUGAGAUUGAAAUUUAUGAAGUGGCAGAUGGUAAAUUUGGAAACAUGGAUGAAGAAGGUAGAUGGAAUGGAAUGAUCAAAGAUCUCAUAGACAAGAAAGCACACAUAGCACUAGGAGCACUGUCAGUGAUGGCAGAGCGUGAAAAUGUGGUGGAUUUUACAGUGCCUUACUACGAUCUUGUUGGCAUCACAAUACUGAUGAAAAAACCAAAAACACCAACAUCACUCUUCAAAUUUCUUACUGUUCUUGAGAAUGACGUAUGGCUGUGCAUACUUGCAGCCUACUUCUUCACCAGUUUCUUAAUGUGGGUCUUUGAUCGCUGGAGUCCCUACAGUUAUCAGAAUAAUCGUGAAAAAUAUAAAGACGAUGAAGAGAAACGAGAAUUUGAUUUAAAAGAAUGCCUUUGGUUUUGCAUGACAUCUUUAACACCACAGGGAGGAGGAGAGGCUCCAAAAAACCUUUCAGGAAGACUCGUAGCAGCUACAUGGUGGCUGUUUGGUUUUAUCAUCAUUGCUUCAUACACUGCAAACCUGGCUGCAUUUCUUACAGUGUCACGUCUAGAUACACCAGUGGAAUCACUAGAUGAUCUCUCUAAACAGUAUAAGAUUCAGUAUGCUCCUAUUGCAAACUCCUCAGCGCAUGUAUACUUUCAACGAAUGGCUGCUAUUGAAAAUCGAUUUUAUGAGAUAUGGAAGGAUAUGAGUCUGAAUGACAGCUUAAGUGAAGUUGAGAGAGCAAAGCUAGCUGUUUGGGAUUACCCAGUGAGUGAUAAAUACACAAAAAUCCUGCAAGCCAUGACUGAGGCUGGAUUUCCAGCCAACAUGGAGGAAGCAUUAGAAAGAGUAAGGGCUUCAAAAUCAUCAAGUGAAGGGUUUGCUUUCAUAGGUGAUGCAACUGAUAUACGCUAUCAGGUUUUGACAAAUUGUGACCUGCAGAUGGUUGGUGAGGAAUUUUCACGCAAACCUUAUGCCAUAGCUGUGCAACAAGGUUCUCCUCUGAAAGACCAGUUUAAUAAUGCAAUUUUGCAACUGCUAAACAAGAGAAAGCUUGAGAAACUGAAGGAACAAUGGUGGAAUCAGAAUCCAGAAAAGAGGAAUGACUGUGAGAAACAAGAUGAUCAAUCUGAUGGGAUUAGUAUACAAAAUAUUGGUGGUGUAUUCAUUGUGAUUUUUGUGGGAAUUGGGCUUGCAUGUAUCACUCUGGCGUUUGAAUACUGGUGGUACAAACUGAGACCACAGCACAAUGCCAUUGUUGAAGCAGCUCCGCAUAGAACAAAAUCGGAUUCACUGCAAGCACUUAAUAUGAUGCGAAGCAGUUUCGACAAACGAUAUGGGCGGCGUCAAGGUGUUGCAUUGGCAGGAGUUACAAAUCCAUGGUAGUGGACUCUGAUGCAGAUACAUAUUGAUUGAUUCAGACAACUGACCAGAAAGCAUGAGAACCAACUUUGUCUAGGCUGCAUCAUGGACUCAGACACAGCCACAGAAGAUCAUGCUGGAUUGGACCUAAGUGUGAGCCCAUCACUGCAGACCAUUCACUCCCAACUCCACAACAUUGGUUGCAGCUGGUAUCAUCUAGACAGUGCUUCAAAAUGCUGGAAUUGCUUUUACACUACAGACUCUUGCUGAUAUUACUUAUUUCAGAUGCACUGUAUUGUUCUUUACAAUUUUUGAACUUGAUUGGACAGUACUUUGAAAAUUAAGUUAAUUUCUUGAUUACAACUCAUCAUCAUCUGACAUUUAUAUUGUUGAAUGUAUAUAUGUGCUUGUAUUUCCUAUGCUUCGCACAAAUCAUGUUGGGUGAAGGGCACUCAACGUGCUUUCAUUAGAUCCCAGUCUAAGUUAAUAUAGAGUGAAUAUAUAAAAAACUGGUCAAAAGUAACACUAGGAUUACAAACUAGUAAAAUGCUAUAAAGGAAAAA
This is a messenger RNA of Schistocerca serialis cubense, 3410 nucleotides long. RefSeq names its product ionotropic receptor 25a (gene Ir25a). NCBI's taxonomy places the organism in Eukaryota, Metazoa, Arthropoda, Insecta, Orthoptera, Acrididae. Gene Ontology annotation, biological process: synaptic transmission, glutamatergic; modulation of chemical synaptic transmission; monoatomic ion transport. Gene Ontology annotation, molecular function: transmitter-gated monoatomic ion channel activity involved in regulation of postsynaptic membrane potential; glutamate-gated receptor activity. Gene Ontology annotation, cellular component: plasma membrane; postsynaptic membrane. The transcript is spliced from 19 exons. The record is from RefSeq and is a predicted model, not a curated record. Bases 160 to 2871 code for a protein of 903 amino acids.